GAUAUCUGAGCAUUGCGAAGUGUAACUCGUCUAUUCAACACAAAUUACUGUGAUCUCGAUGUAUUUGCCAAUUCGAUUACUGCCUCUAGGAUCCGAACGAUUGUGAUGAGUUUCGCCCGUAGAUGCUUUCCAGCACCACAUCCAGACCCAUUAGGGUCUGGCAAGAUGCACUCAGUGUGACCCGGCCUUGGGAUGGCAAAGGUCCAUUGAAGAUACGGUCUAUGCAAUUGGCGGUCAGGCACAGGUAUUUUCAUGGAGUUAGCUCUCAACACCUCAAACUUCGCCCACCGCAGGGUCGACUUCUUUGUUAUGUGCGAGUAUUUUUCAACCAUAAAAGCCUUUUCAGCUCAACAGCCAUUGCGCACGGGAAACCGCCGAAAAAGCAGAAAGCCAAACCUGCUUCCUCAACUCCGGCGACACAAGUCAGCAAAGUCAUUCCACCCAGAACGAAGCCUCGGGACUACGUUCCUACAAAUGUCAGAUUGGCACGGCUCGAAAAGGUUAGAGGAGAAGCAAAUCCGCCACCACCGGUUCUGAGCUCGAGGCGGCAUUGGCUGAGCACAAGUUUCUCACAGACAGUCACUAUGCGGCAGUAGAGGCUGAGAACAGCAUUUUCUAGUUCAAGCACAAGUUGCUGGCAGGAGAAAGCAGGUCUGAGGAGGGAGCUAGGGAUUGCCAAAAAUGUGUGCGCCGGAAUCGACGAUCCUGUGGUUCGCAAAAGUUUGAUCAGAUGGAAUGAGAACACAUGCAAUCAUCUCGAGGGGUCCUUCAAAGCUCUUCUGAAAUUGCGAGCCAAAAUUGCAAGAUUGAGUGGAUUCAAGAACUUUCUCGAGCUCGAAGCUGCUGGCUACGCCGUUGCAGGUAAGUACCGACACCGCAAGCUGCUGGACGUACAGUCCGCAAUGAGCGUUAUGGGUGAAUUGCAAGCCCAGUUAGCUCCCACUAUAGAAUCUUUCAUCGAGAACUUACGAGAAUUGAAACUUGUGGAUAUGAGAUCUCGCUCAAAAGCUCAUUCCAGACCAAGCGCGGCUGAUGUAGGACUGAACUGGGGAGAUGUCGAAUACUAUGGGCUCAAAGCAGAGCAGAGCAAAUUUCCUGGGAGCCACAAAAUUCACAGGUCGAUCGGGGAAUAUUUUCCAAUGGAGUUGACGACUCGGAAGUUGCUCGAUAUGUGCGGCCAAGUGUUUGGGUUAUCCUUCUCCAGGCUUUCGGGAGAUGAGAGCGGAAAUUUCAAGAAGCGAUACAUUCAGACUAAGAAGUGGCCCAAGAGCGACUCGAAAGACCUUCUCGUUUUCAAAGUUCACGACACCAGUACUGGUAGUCACGGAGCCCUUUUGGGUGUCUUGCUGUUGGAUCUUGUGGACAAAAAGUCUAAGCCACAAGGGGCACAAUGCGGUACUUUUGGCCAAUGUGAAGUCAAGAACCUUGGAAGUCAAAAAUGGUCUCCUGCUAUUUACAUUCGUGCUGUGUUCCCCCCUGCCCGGAAAGAUGCGCCGGUCCUGGUUUCAAGUUACAAUGUCAUCACUUUAGCUCACGAGCUUGGCCACGCCAUUCAAGAAUUCACCCGUGGAGGCCUUGAUAGCAUGGCUUGGGACUCGGUCGAGAUAGCAAGCCACUUAGUGGAAAGACUAGUGUCCGAACCUGCUGUUCAACGCGAGUUGUCAUCGCACUAUGUUUAUGAGCAACAAGCCUACCUUGAUGCUUGGAGUACGUCUGGGAGAUCCUUGCCACCGAAGCAGGCGCCUCUUGACCUCCUGGAGAAAGGUGUCGAUAUGUAUUUACAUGAUCAGAUUUUGCCCUUUCUGAGAACUCUUUGGUUCACAAAAUUGGAUUUCAUACUCCACAGCUUCACGGAAGAAAUGCUCGACGCCGUAGAUCUGGGAGUCGAGUGCCAAAAGGCAUUGAGCGAAUGGACAGGAAUUUGCGGAACCGAUGACUCGAAUUAUGGCCCACCAAAGAAUAACGAGUACUUGCACUACAGGCAUUACCAGUACUACUACACAUCGCUAUACUGCUACCCAUAUUCGAAGAUCUGCGCCGAAGAAAUAUUCCAGACGCACUUUGUAAAAGACCCUUUGAAUCGCACGCAGGGUCUUCGAUUCCGAAAGACUUUUCUAGAGCAUCGUGAUGUGUUCCAAACACAGGCACAUCGGGAUUUGUUUCUGCAAAAAAAUGGCGAAGGUGCAGAGGCUAAAUUGGAGCGGGAUCUGUGGCUCAGUGGCCGCUCAGAAAAUAGUAUGGAUGCGCUGGUGAAGUUUUUGGGGAGGCCGCCAAAGAUGAAGCCUUUUGUUGACUACAUGUCAGGCGUCACUAGGGAGAGGGAGACUUCAAGGCAGGCGAUGUGGUCCUGGAAGAAAAUCUUGGCGAAAGUCGUCAGUUGAGAGACGUGUUGAAUGAGAAGAGUGUAGACGCGCAAGUAUAGUAGAGAUGCACUGGCCAGAAUGAGAUUAGACGAAACGAAGACAAGGAACCAGAGCCCGUCAU
Messenger RNA from Cadophora gregata, 2484 nucleotides. RefSeq lists its product as uncharacterized. Gene Ontology annotation, biological process: proteolysis; peptide metabolic process. The record is from RefSeq and is a predicted model, not a curated record. The transcript has 5 exons. The coding region runs from base 903 to 2381 and encodes 492 amino acids. Gene Ontology annotation, molecular function: metalloendopeptidase activity. NCBI's taxonomy places the organism in Eukaryota, Fungi, Ascomycota, Leotiomycetes, Helotiales, Ploettnerulaceae.